CGGGCUCGGGCGGGCUCGCCGCGCUCCCGGCGCGCCGCGGCCGCGCUCGGUCCCCGCCCUGCGCUCAGCCCUCACACCCGGCCCGCGGGGCGCCCCCUGGCGGCGCGGGCCGCUGCGGGGCCGGGCCUGGGCGGGGCCUCGCGGGGCCAAUCGGGCGCGCCCGGCGCGUUCAAACGGGGCCCGAGCGGAGCGCGGCGCAGCGCGGCGGUUGAGGAGGGGCGCGCUCAGGUGAGGGCCGGCCCGGACCGACCCGACCCACCGACCCGGCGCGGCUGCCUCUCUGCCCCUCUGCGGGCCGGGCUCGGGGCAGCCGCGGCGCUGUGGGUCGUGCCGGUGCUGCUGCCGCCGCCGCCUCCUCGCCCUCUCCCUGAGGGCGGGCCCGUGGCCGUGCGGGGUCUGCCGGGGCUCGGCAAUGGGUGGGAGGGCAGCUCUGCUGAGGGAUAACAGAUGCCGGUUGUUCCAGCUUUGAGCGCUUGCGUUUCGUAUCUAGUUAGUGGUUGUGAUUCUUUAAAAACGAGGAAUGAGCGUAUUUCUCGUUCUGAGUCCAGUUCUCUCGAGCUGAACCUCAUUCCUUAUUUUAGAACGAUAGAGCCUUUAUUGGGGAGUUUCUCUUUCCUCCAGAAAGACUUUGUGAUUAUUCAUAAGGCACAGCUGUGGUAAGAAGAGGAGAGAACUUAAAAAGGUUAUGUUACAGCUGUAUGGAAAGGAUGGACUUUCCAGAAAACACAUCAUUCAUAGCUUACAUCCGUGUUUCUCUAUUUACUGACUGACAAAGUUUGUAUUUUACUAGUAAUGUAACAUAAUUUCCUGUCUCAAACUGGAUUGAGCAAUAAAUACACUGCUCUGAAAUUUUAAUAUUUUCCUCACAAGUUGUGAGCUAUGAAAACUGUAUGGUCAUGUUAUGUGUAAAUAGAUGUAAUAGCAUACAGUCUCAGAAAGCUACUACUUAGAAGUGUAGCAUUAAAGGAAACUUCUGUUGGAGCAGUGGCUAAAUGAUUUCUUCUACAUCACUUGCUCUCAUCUUGCUUUCCUUUUUUUCCCCCGACCGUGUUCUGCUGUUGUUAAUGAUAUUGCAGGUUUGAAAGGAUCAAAAGUAAGUGACUUCUUGUUAACUUGUAACCAUUACUUAAUUGCAGCUGUCAAGUCUGCAGUGGGUAUUCAUAUCAGACCCAUUACAACCCAAUAACUGAUGCAGAUGCAACAGGGAAAACAUACUUUCUUAUACAGGUUAUAUAUAGAUAGCUUUCAAAAUAUUUACAUGUAGAAAAGACAGGGAGUAUAUUUACAGUUUUCUUUUGUCCCCUAGGCCAGGUAUCUUUUGUUUUGCUAUGUGUCUAUGUACCAGAGCGAACUAAAAUAACAUCCAAAGUUACUGCUAAUAGUCAUGUUUAUUAGCUGUCCUGUUCUGAGACUGGGUGAUAUAUUGACUAUCAAAAUCCUGGGAAAAGAUCUUCCUUCCAUGUUCAUAGACUUCCUAUUCAAGGUUAACUUGGCUGUUCUGCUGGAGUCUGAUAGCUGUGAAAUACAAAGAGUGUAAAUAGAUGUGAGUGAAUGGAGACAUGAUCUGGAAUGUCCUCAGCUUGGAAAUCAUGGUAGACCAUUUGGAAGAAAUAUCCAUAGUCAUCUUUGUUGCAAAAUAAUUAGAUUGUUCUUUUUACUAGCUAUUGCUUCUUUGUGAUGCUUGGUUUACUUUCUGAAACAAAUCAUAGAACUCAAUGAAUCAAGUAAAAUAGCCUUUUGUUGGAAGCAGACAUUCAGAUAAAAAGGAAUUAUUUUUUUUAAUACCAGAGGUGAAAUAGGACAGUACUUGUUCUUAAUGUUUGGGAAGAUGUACUGCAGUAUAUGUAAGGAUUUCCCCAUGGAGCAAAACAUAACUCACAUUGCAUAUCAGUAUCCUAAAUUAUUUGCUUUGUCUCCCCAGAUUCCUCAUGAAGCAGCCACUAGAAAUAAUCCUUUAGGAAAAUGCUGUACUUGUUAACAUUUGGAUUUUAAGUAGCUGGAAGACAAGAUGCCUAUUUACACAAUUCCUGCCAGGAGCCCUGCUGGGACACGAUGCACAGCCACUUUGCAGAAGCCUUCCUCACACGAUACCCUGGCCAGCAGUAAAGCACCUGGGCAGCAGCUGAGGUCACAGGUGUUGGGAGAAAAGGAUGGUCUGCCUUCAUGUCCUCAGAGUAAGACUGAGGAAGUAAAUAGGACCUAUGUGAUUUCAGCUUGUGCAAAAGUCAGUGAUGUGUCAACUUUUAAACUGGAAGGCAGAUUGACACUCCAGAGGAGAACUGGAGCAAGCAAAAAAUCAGUGUCUGGUAGUGACACAGCACAGAGUACAGAAGAGCUACAAACAGAGAAAAGACUUACUCUGCAGAGGCGUGUGAGGUCUGGCUCUACAGAGAAGAGUAAAAUUAAUCAGAAUAUUGUGCCUAGAAAAGGAAAUGAUGACUUUGAUGCACAAGGAAAUGACAAGAUUGCACUUACACAGAGUAUUAAGGGUACAGAUGGUGUUAAACCAAACUUGAAGUUAACUGAGAGUCAGUCAAGUACCAAGUUGCAGCACAACCUGAACAGCAAAGAUUCCUUUGGUUUAGUUGGUGGUGUCUGUGAAGAUGCUAUCGACAGGUGUUUAAAAGGUAAGACAAGCACUGCUAACACAAAGUUUCAAAAUGAAGUUCCUAAAUCAGAACGGCUUGUUACCUCAAAAUGUGCUAAUAGGCUGUCAGGAGAGCAACCGAAUGAAAAAGACAAUAUGAAUAAGCUAUCUGGAAAGCAAAGGGCACAGCCCUUGAUGAUAAAACAGAGCAGCUGGGAAAGACCGAGGACACCAGCGAAAGUUUUAACAGAAAGAUUUGCACUUACACCAAAGAACAGCACUUCUCAAGACCAACCAUCCCUCAAGCCAGCCUCAAAUGAACAAACACCUCAUCUGCAAAUUUUAGCCAAGAAACUCCCUAGUGUCUCCAGCUCUCUUCCUGUAAGUUCAAGUUCAGAAACAAAAGUGAACCCAAAAACUUUAGCUGAGAGCAGCAGUACUGGGGAAGAUGUCUUCAAAGUGAAAAACAGCAAAGUGAUUGUAGCUGUGCGGGUGCGGCCCUUCAGUAACAGAGAGAAAACUGAAAACUCAUUCCCUGUGAUCUCCAUGAGUGGUUCAGAGACAAUUGUACAAAAUCCAUCCACAAACCAAGUUUACAGCUUCAGUUAUGAUUUCUCCUUCUGGUCUUUUGACAAGGAUCAUCCUAAUUUUGCAAGCCAAGCAAUGAUUUAUAAAACUUUGGCACUGCCACUCCUUGAAAGAGCUUUUGAGGGAUACAAUGCUUGUCUUUUUGCUUAUGGUCAGACUGGCUCUGGAAAAUCAUACACGAUGAUGGGAUUUGAUGAAGACCGAGGAAUAAUUCCGAGACUUUGUGAAGAUCUUUUCAAUCAAAUAGCACAGAUGGACAAGGAGCAGGUUUUGUAUCAUCUUGAAAUGAGCUUCUUUGAAGUAUAUAAUGAGAAAAUUCAUGAUUUGCUUGUCUUUAAAGCUGAAAAUGGACAGAAGAAACAACAACUUCGUGUAAGAGAACAUCCAGUGUUGGGACCAUAUGUGGAAGGUCUGACAGUGAAUGUUGUCCGUUCUUACUCUGAUAUUCAGAGUUGGCUUGAGCUAGGAAAUAAGCAGAGAGCAACAGCUGCUACAGUAAUGAAUGACAAGAGCUCUAGAUCUCAUUCUGUCUUCACCCUUGUCAUGACACAAACCAAGAUAGAAUUUGUGAAUGAAGAACAGUGUGAUCGUAGGCUCACCAGUUACAUAAAUCUAAUUGAUCUAGCUGGCAGUGAGUGCUGUACAAAGGCUCAGACCACUGGAGAAAGGCUGAAGGAAGGUGUGAGUAUCAAUAAAUCACUGUUGACCCUUGGAAGGGUUAUUUCUGCACUGUCUAAACAAUCUCAAAAUGGAAAGAAAACUUUCAUUCCUUACCGGGAAUCUGUCCUCACUUGGCUCUUAAAGGAAAGUCUUGGUGGCAAUUCCCAAACAACCAUGAUUGCCACAGUCAGCCCAGCUGCAAGCAGCACGGAGGAGACGCUCAGCACCCUUCGCUAUGCAAAACAGGCUUGUUCAAUUAUCAACAUUGCUAAAGUAAAUGAAGACAUGAAUGUCAAACUAAUCAGAGAAUUAAAAGCUGAAAUUGAAAAACUGAGGGCAGCUCAGAAAAGUGCUCUGAACACUGACCGUGAAAAAUACAGGCGUUAUUUGCAAGAAAUAACAUCUCUGAGGGUAGAAUUGCACCAGCAGGAGAGAAAUAUGGCAGAAAUGCAAAGGGCCUGGAAAGAAAAACUUGAACAAGCAGAAAAAAGGAAAUUGGAAGAUAUAAAAGAAUUGCAGAAAGCUGGAAUUGCAUUCAAAAUGGACAAUAAUUUACCAAACCUUGUCAAUCUCAAUGAAGAUCCUCAGCUUUCUGAGGUGCUGUUAUAUAUGAUCAAAGAAGGAGAAACUACAGUUGGAAGGUGUACACCAAAUUCGAAACAUGAUAUCCAGCUUUCUGGCGUGCUGAUUGCUGAUGACCAUUGUGUUAUUAAAAAUACUGUUGGCAAAGUAAGUAUUAUUCCACUUAGAGAAGCCAAGACAUAUGUAAAUGGGAAAUGCAUUUUGGACCCAACAAUUCUGCAUCAUGGUGAUCGAGUGAUUCUUGGGGGAGACCAUUAUUUCAGGUUUAAUCAUCCAGCAGAGGUUCAGAAAGUAAAAACACCUUCUUGUGGGACUUUGUCUUUGCAUGAUAGUCCAAAAGAUUUUGAAUUUGCAAAGAAUGAGCUACUUAUUGCACAGCGAGCACAGCUUGAGUCAGAAAUUGAAGAGGCACGACUCAAAGCCAAGGAAGAAAUGAUGCAAAGUGUCCAAAUAGCAAAAGAGAUGGUUCAACAAGAACUGACCUCACAAAGAGAAGUGUAUGAGAGCAAAAUAAAAUCCCUGGAAGAAGAGGUGAGAGAAGAAUCUCGUAAGAAGCAAAUCCAAGAACUGAAUAACCAAAAAGCCACAACCAAAAUACAGGAGCUGGAGAAGGCAAAGAAAAGCCUUGAGCUAGAACUCCACUUCAAUAAGAAGCGUUUAGAAAUGGAGACCUUAGCUACCAAGCAGGCUCUAGAAGACCAUACUAUUCAUCAUGCAAAGAUAGUGGAAGCUCUGGAAGCUGAGAAGCAGAAGAUUGCUGAGGAAAUACACGCCCUUCAGAAGAAUCCUGGGAGUGGGAAUAAACCAGUGAUGACUCCACUGAACUGGAAGUCUCUGAAGCUGUCUGUGAUGAUUAAAGAGGCUAAUGCCAUUAGCAAUGCAUUAGGGAAAAACACUGUUUUCUGCAGGCAUGACAGAAUUGAUGAUAAAACAGGAACAGUGUCUUCUAUUCAGGUGCAGGUUCGUAACAUCAAACUGGGAAUAACAACUUUUUGGAGCCUAGAGAAAUUUGAAUGUAAACUAGCAGCAAUGAAAGAAUUCUAUGAGAGUAAUGAUAGAAAUAAAGCUGUUGUUGAUGUGUUUUAUGACCCUGCUGAUGAAUGGGAACCUGACCUUUCAGACACCUCCAUUUCCUUGCUUUCCAGAAGAAGAAGUAGAAGCUUCAUGAAGAACAAGAGAAUUUCUGGAUGUUUAUCUGAGAUAAAAUUGCAAUCUAUUCAGAAUAAACAGACUUCCUAUAUAUCAGGUUCACUGAACAAGUCCAGCAUAUGCUCAAGCAUUUCUGAAUUGUUUCUUCCUGGAAUUUGCAAGGAAUCCAUAAGUUCAGCUUUAGAUUUGCUGGAACAGAAUCACGAAGGAGGAAAAAGCAUAGCAGAUAGUCUCCUAACUAAUUUGUUUAUAGUUUUUUCUGGAGCAUCUGCCAUUUCCAAAGCCUAUGAACAGCAAGAUGAAGAAUGUCAGGAAAACUUUUUCUCUCUUGAUCGUGCUGCUCAGUCCUACAGCAUCAGAAUUGUCUCUGCUUUUGACCAGAUUGUGGUUAUAAGUAAACUGUGGUUUAAUAAUGUCCAAAAGUGUCCUGGAUCUAGAAAAGCUGAUGAAGAAAUGAAACAGGAAAUAAAGAACUUGGGAGGUUAUUUACAGUUGCUGUUACAGGGGUGUUCUUCAGAUAUAUCCUCAAUGGUAACGGAAGCAUGGAACAAAGUAAACCAAACAGUGAAACAAACAAUGAAAUACAUAGGACACUUGGCAGUAGUCACAACAACUGAUAUUUCAUUUCCUGAAGAGAGCAACAUUCCUGCCUCUAGUUUACAGGAAUUUGUACUUGCCAUUUAUGAUGGAAUAGGCUCAGGACUGGAGUGUCUCAUUGAUGCUGUACAGGAGAAAGCAAGAAUAGUGCAGAAAGAACUUGUGAAACAGUGUGCACAAAAUGAGAUAGUAGUGAAACCAUCGAAAUUACUUUAUUUGAAUGUCUUUUGCUUAACUCCCAGAUGCUUUGGGAUUCCAGCAAAUAGAACAGAGCACUCUGCUUUCCAGAUUCAAACUCGAAUAAAGGAUAACGUGGUGGCAUUAGCCAGAUUGCUUGAAAAUAACAUGUCUGACUGCAGAAAGGUAGAAACAGAAUCUCAGCUGCCAGAAGAAGAGUCUCUGUAUCGAGAAAUAAAGAAAAGCACUAAGAUUGCUGUGAAGUAUUUGGAACUGGAGCAGUGCCUGACUGAAGUCUAUCAAAUUGUCUCUUCCAUGUUACAAGGGUUAUACAGAAACACCAGCCCUCUCAGGAGCUUUGCAGAAAAUAUUUCUGUCAUUGCUGGAUAUUUUAACAACUAUUUCAGUUUAUUUGCCUCGUCUUCUGUGAACAACGCAAUCCAGAAAAUGAAUGUGCCUUUUAUGAACCUGGAUGAAUUGGACUCUCUGGUUGAUGCCCUUAUUAUGAAUUUUGAACAUGAACAAGGACAGCCAUCACUGCCAUCUCAAAUUAUUUGUAAUGAAACUGCUGAGACUCGAGGAGGACAGGUUGAAACAGGUCAGGUUGAAUUUGCUUGGAAAUGGAAUGGGAUUCCAGAAUGCACACAGACUCCAGAGCUUUCACCUGGUAGGAUAGAAUGGGUAUAAAAUGUUAUUAUCAAGAAAUUAAAGAGAACUCUUUCCUAUUGCAACAUAUCAAAAAAAGCUAAAAUGUAUUGCUAAUAUUAUUAGUGAGUGGUGUGAAAAUAAAAUGCCACGUUUGUGCAAGUACCCUAUAUUUCACCAAAGAAAAAACUACAUUCCUUAAGAGACUGUCAAACUACAAAAUGGAAUUCCUUUUGUUUUAAUAGAAGUCUAUUACUACCUAAGUUUAUAAAAAAUAAUUUGAUUUUUUUGAAUUUUUGCUUCACCUCAGGUGCAUUAUAAUCUAGUAGUGCUACUGCAACUUGAAAAUGUUUUUUAUGCCUUUUUUAAACAGAGCAAAAACUUUGUAUUUAUUUGUAGAGGAAAACAACAGAGCUAGUAAAAGUACUUUACAACCUCAUUCGAUGGAAGUUUUUUAAAGUGGGUUUUAGUGCAUUGAAGAAUCUGGGCUGAAAGUAUCAAUGAUGAUGUUCAAAGUGACCUGAAGUAAGUUAUGUUGGGUUUGUUGCUAGUGAGCUAUCUUCUGAUUGCUGAAAUAAUUUUCUCUGCUAUUCAUAUCAGAAUAGAAGCAUAUCUGUUCCUAAAUAACAUAAAUUAUCCCAGGUUGUAGAGAGCUUCCCAAUCCACUACUUCCUUGUGCUUAUCAUUGUUUAACAUCUUACUUUUGGUCUUAUGGCUGAAGUUAACAGGAAGAAUGGAAAUUAAUUUGCAUGGGUUUUAGAAGGCCUGGUCUGAGCACAAUUUACUCACAACAGUGCUGAGAAAUUAAUAAGGUAAAACGUAAGGUUUUUUCCUUAUACAUCAAUGUGUCAGUCAUGAUUUAAGCCCAGCUGGAAACUAGGCACCACAAAGCCACUCCCUUACUCCCUCAUCAGUGGGGGAGAAUCAGAAGGGUAAAAGUGAGAAAAUUCCUGGCUUGAAUAUAGACAGUUAAGUAGGGAAAGCAAAAGAUGCACACACAAGCAAAGCAAAACAAAGAAUUAAUUCACUGCUUCCCAUGGUCUUCCCCAUGGGCUGCAAGGGAAUCUCUGGUCCCAUGCCUGGAGCAUCUCCCCUGCUUCAUCAUGGGGUUGUGGGUCCUUCCCAUAGACUGCAGUUCCUCACUAACUGCACCUUCCACAGGGUGCAGUCCUUCAGGAGCAGCCAGCUCCAGUUUGGGUCGCCCAUGGAGUUACAAGUCCUGCCAACAAACCUGUUCCAGCAUGGUCUUCUUUCUCCAUGUCUCCGCUGCCAGGAGUCUAUGGCAUCAUUGGCUUGCCCUGGCUUUCCCUCCAUCAGGCUCACCUGUGCCAGUGUGGGCUCCUUCAUGGGCUGCAUGUGGAUCUCUGCUUCCACAUGGACCCAUCCACAGGUCCCAGUCUCUCUGACUUGUGUUCACACUGGAGGGAGUUCCAGUGUGUCCAGUACAGCAGCACAGAAACAGCAGCGAUGCUCUGGCCAUGUGCCAGUCCCUGUGCAUCACCAUUGCUGUCCUCAAAAUGUCCCCAGGCACAGCAGAGUGAGGGGAUCAGCAGCACAACAGUGGGGAAAGCAAAAAGCAGCCACAGAUGAGCACUGCACUAAUGUACUGUAAGGCAUCAAGCCCAGGGCAAGCACAGGAGUCUGCCCAAAGCAGCCAAAGAGCAAUAAAUUCCAUCUAACCCAUUCCAAUCAAAGCUGUUAUCCUGAACUUUCUGAGCCCAGUGUUGGGCAUCAAAAUGAACUCUUGUGGUUUAGCCCCAGCUGCAUACUCACUGCCUCCCAGUGGGACUGAGGGAGAAUUAAAAGAGUAAAAGUGGGAAAAAUCAGAGGCUGAGAUAAAGACAGUUUAUUAGGAAAACCAAAAAAUUGUUUAGCUUGGCUUGCAUGCAACAAGAAAUCAAUUCACUUCCUGUGGCCAGGCAGGUGUUCAGCCAUCCCUGGGAAAGCAGGGCACCAUCAUAUGUAAUGGUUACUUGGGAAGACAAAUGCCAUCACUCUGAAUGUUCCCUCAUUUCUUCCCCUCUGUAUACUGAACUUGAUGUCACAUGGUCUGGAAUAUUGCAGCUGUGUCCUCCCCACUUCCCAAGCACCUCCAGCUUCUUCAUCAGCAUGCAGUGCAAGAAGCAGAAAAGGCCUUGGCUUUUUCAACUUCUGCUCAGCAAUAAUAAUAAAAAAACCCCUCUAUUUUAUCAUUGUGUUCAGCACAAAUCCAAAUAAUUGUUGUAUACAAGCCACCUUGAAAAAAAUUAUUCCCACUUAAGCCAAAACCAGCACAGCUUCCAUGGUGGAUAUUCAUGGCUGUAAUCUCUCCUUCUUAGGGAAGAUGUUCAACAUCUUGAGAAUUUCAGUCUUUGAAGACAUGUAAGGCUCUUGGAACUCAUUUAUGUGAACAGACUGCAGUGGAAUUAAUCAUAAUUUCCUUUUGAAAUUUUUAGUUAUAAUUGAUACUGUUAUUCAGUGGUUUUGUGCUUUUCUGAUGCAGAGGAAAUGGGGAAGGCAAUUAUGUUGCUCCAGUAACCCACAUAUGUAUUUUCUGAAGAGUAGUGCACUGUAGUACUUUCCCAAAAAGUGUUUAGCAGUGCAGACCUGCCACCAAAAACACACAGCACUUUUUUUGCAGCGAAUUUCCCUCUCACAUAAGGUGUGAUGUUUAAUUGCUUUCUUACUGUAAAGGCCUUUGCAAGUUUGCUCAAGGGUAAAGAAAGUCUAAUCAGCUGUUCAGCUUUUUAUACUUUAAAAAUGAAGAGAAGCCUGAUAUAUUUCUACUUGUGUAAAUGUGUUAUUUUGUAUUUGCCUGAAGUUUUUAAAAUGUAGCUGUUCUUCUGUGUUGUGUAUCUAAGCAUGGGAAAUGUAAAGAGUAAAACUACAUCAUGUACCUGCUCACUGAUUUUUGCAACUCAAAGUGUAAAUUCUUUGUUAAUUUCUUCAGUUGACUUUGAGAUCUUCCUUUGUCACUGAGAGUAUUGCUUUCUUGCUCAGAAAUAUUGUAGUGUCAAAAUAUGAAACGUUAAUAAGAGGUGUUUUCUGUAGUUCACAAGAGGAACAAACCAGAAAAUUUCUUUACCUACCUAAAAUUUCUUUCCUCUACCAAGACACACAAACUUCCCUCAACUAACAGCACACAUCUAUACACUGAGUGCUCAUGAACUAAUCUAUGUCUAUUGAUGUCGGAACAGUCAAUUCCUUUCAAUAUCUGCUAGUGAAGAUUAUGGUGUUAUGUCAAGUUUUCAUUGCAAAAUUACAUUCGGGUGUUAGUGAUAUUCCACCUGCUCACAUGUUUAAUCAUGUUAGCUUUUGUUCUUGUAUUUAAUAAUAAGCAUUGCUCAGAAAACAUAUUGAGAUUUGUAGCUCUGUAUUGUUAUGAGAGUUUUUUUUCCCUUUCUGUAAUUGAAAAUGAAGUUUUCCCACAAACUUAAAGCUCAAAAUUACUUUGAAUUUUUAGCAUUUUGGAAACUCGGGAAGUGACCAUGUAAACUAAUGGGUUUUUGAUAGACUUUUAACUGAGGUAUUGGAAAGCCAUGUUCAUAAUGAAAUUUAGCUUUUGCAGAGUAAGUGCAAAUGUGCCAAUAACUCCCUUCUGCUCAGUUGGGGUUUGUUGUUUUGGGGUUUUUUUGUUGUUUUUUUGUUUGCUUUUUCUUCAUCUCUGUGCUAACCAACUGUGUCUAAUCAGUCCCUCUCUUACUUCCAUUGUUAAUGCAUUCUUUUAGAGUAAGAUGUUGACAGAACCUACUUCUGCUAGUGCUUUCUUCAGCUUGGUGCCCUUGUUGCAGUUAUACAUCACUGAGGUGCCUCAUUCUCACGAUCCAUAGAGUGCCCAUAGAUCAGCAGCGAGCCAGAGCUCUCACACCGUGCUGCAUUAACACAUCAACACGCCUAGCUGAGGCCCCAGCCUUCUAUGGAUGUAACAUACCAUAAGGUGAGGUGUAUUUAUAACUAUAGGCUAGUGUAUCUAGAAAUUAUCAAUACCAAGGAACUGGCAUCACAACCAAUAUUUAUUAAAACAACUUUUGCUAAUGGUUAUUAAUGGAAUUAAGAUGUUUACUUCCACUUACUCCUUCACACUUGCACCCACACACAAAAAUCACUCAUGGUUACAAGGCUGGAGCAACAACUGUGAGCUCCUGACUCUGAGGUGGAGGCUCAGACUGGCUUUGAUGAGACUUUGAUGUGCCGGGCACCUCAGCAUGUACACUGCCUCUUUUUGGCUGCUGUUUUCUAGCUACUGUUUCUUCAUCCACAGGCGCCUGUAGAACCAUUCACACACACUUAUACAGACAGAACUUUUGUGGUUCAGGCUGAAACUUACUCAGUAGCUGAAGUCAUGCUACUGCUGAAAGCACUAAAUUUGGUCUCCAAAGGCUUUGGGGUACUUAAAUCUACAGCCUUCAGCACCAUGACACUGAGAGAAACUGAGUGAACAGUCAGGAACAUGUGGGAGGAGUGGGAAGUGCUAUGAAGAAAUGUUUAGACACCUGACUGAGAUGUAUUGUUUUCUGCAGUUGUGAUGAAUUUACUUUGUUAUAUGAAUUGAUGUAAUCUGUGAUUUGUGGGUUGGUGUGGGGAUUUUGUUGGGGUUGCUUUUUUUUUUUGUUUGUUUGUUUGUUUUUGGUGGGUUUUUUUUGUUUUGUUUUGUUUUUCUUCUCUUUUUCCUCCAGGAAAUUAUUCUUCAGUCAGCUUUCAGGUAAAAAGUAAUUAGAACUAUAGGUACUUGACAAGGGUUUAAUGACUGACAUAAAAGGAGGAGGGGCUUUGUUUUAAUUUAAAUGUAAAGUGGGGAGACAGGAUACUCAGACUGCUGUACCCUAGUUUAAUUUGAAAAUGUGAAACUAAGAAAAAUCUAACCAAUUAAAUACAUUCUCUUUACAAUAGAAAUCACUUUAAGAAAUUAAUAAGAAAUAGUUAUUAAUUUCCAUACUUUAUUUUAAAAACAGUACUAUUUAAUAAAAAGGCAUAAUGGUUCUGAGAGUACCAGUUAGCCUAUCUUUAUUGAGACAUGUUGUGUGUAAAUGAGGUUUUAGAAGAAAGUGUGGUCUAGCUAUGCUUUUUAAAGAAUGUGUAUUAGUGUAUUAGUCUUAGAAAUUAAGGAUAAAUAAAAUCUUCUGGUACUUGCUUGAAAAUUCUAGAUGAAGGAAAACAGCAAGCUGCAGUUUAGAUUUAAUUUGAUCCAGUAAUGGCAUCUGCAGGCAGAAGAGGAGACUACAUCUGAUUUACCUCUGCAAAUACAACCUGUUAUUUUUGGAUAGGAAAUUUUUUCUCAUUCUUCAUUUAAGUGAAAAUACUGUGAUUUGAUGAGUCCUGUCACUUUUGUAUGUUUUGCAGCUCUUAUGAUUUCAAGGUAGGUUUUUGCUUUGUUAAGUUUUGGGGGUUUUUUAUAUUAUUAUUUUAGGACAGUACUUUAAUUCCCUUCCUAGCUUUUGGUAGGAUCUGAGAGGGUUUAUGCCUUUUCCCAAGAAAGAACUACGCUUUUUUUUUUUUUUAAGUCUUGAUUUUUAAUUUUUCUUUAUUUAAAAAAAUUAAUAUAAACCCAAAUUGCUGACUUUUCUUUGUUUUAUGCUCUUUUUAUGACCUGGAAUUGGUACAGGUAACAAGAUUUUUUUUUUUCUUGAAUUUUUUCCUAGCCCAUUUUUGUUUGUUUGUUCUCGUUGUCUUAGUAUGUUUAUGUUCAUGAGUAGCAUUGGCUUCUAGGACAGGAAACAGUUUAUGUAAUCUAAUCAAUAUUCAUAUGAUUUGGUUAUUACAGUGAAAACAGAACAAACCAGAGAUCUUCUGAGCUAAUGCUUCAUCAACAGCAAGCACCACAAACAACAUAAAAAACUAUUCCUUCAGGUAUCUUUCAAAAUGAGCUAGAGUGGCUCACCUCUGUCCUUGUGGGAUUGUGUUCUGGGGCACCUAGCCAGGAAGAUGAUGCUGAUGAAAUACCCCCAUAGCAACUGGGGAAAGUCUCACUGCCAGGGCUGACUGUGUAACUCUAUCCAAAACCAUUUCUCAUUUAUUAACACUUUAUAAUUCUCUUAGCAGUUUUCAUUCUCCUGCUUGCCAUCACCAUCCCUGAACAGCAUUCUCAGAAAAACACGGAUGGUAGCGAAAACGUGUGCACUUUUAUAGCUGUGGAUUUUGUCCUUUUAGUUUAGAAAAGUCCCGCCGCCCAUGACUUUCGUGUUUCCCGGGCAGGAUGGUGUUUGCUGCGGAGUUUUCCCUGCCCGGCUCGGGAGCCUGGAGGAGCGCCGGGGAUGGAGCUGCGGUGCUCCCGCGCGGCCGCUGGAUGGCGCUGCUGCCCAAGGCGAGGAACACUCCGCUUCGGAGCGCUCCCGGGAACAACUCCCUGCUGCGUAACCCCUUCAUUGACUGUGUCACAGCUUAAAGCAUCGCUGCAAUGUAUGCACAAACAUAUCUCUUGUCUCACGCUUAUUUUUCGCGUUGUUAGUUUAAAUUGUAAUUUUCUUAAAAGUUCUUAUUAAGAAAAAGAAGCAUCUAAUUUUGCUUGUGCGUAAUACAGUACAAUAAUAAUUUUUAUCAAAAUCUGGAGUAAAUGUCAAAAACAGCGUGCCUAACUAUAAGCAAUCUUAAGGAAUAGCUUUUUCUGUCAUGUUCACAUGAACAGCAUAGAAAAAUAAAAAGCUCAGGUUUAAUAAUGGGAUAUGUAAAGCUAGGAGAAAUUAUGGCUAGUAAAGCAAAUUUUAUGCCAGUGUGACUUCAUUCUGAAGCCACUUCUAAUUACCAAGAUGCCUAUAAAUAAACUAAUGUUUGUCUGCA
Molecule: messenger RNA, 13738 nt
Organism: Taeniopygia guttata (zebra finch)
Lineage: Eukaryota; Metazoa; Chordata; Aves; Passeriformes; Estrildidae
Source: RefSeq, a predicted model, not a curated record